CUCAUCCUCCAAACACCUUUCUAGUCCUCUCUAUCCCUCUCUCUAUAUAUGUUAACUAAUUAAUUAACGCCGCUGGUUGCUAGCUUUAAUAACCAUUAUAUAAUUAUAUACAAUUUCUGAAUAUUAUUAUUAUUAUUAUUAUUAUUAUUUCUUUCCCUGUUCGUCUCCUCCGGAUCCAUCGCUGCGACUGCAAGCUUCUUCCGACGCCACCACACAAACUCAGAGAAAAAGAUCGUCCCAAAUUCAAAUUGAAUUGAUGGGUUUGUUGUCACUACUGGAGGUGGCAUUAAUGCCCAAUUUACAAGUCCUCCUCAUUUGUUUACUCGGAGCCUUUUUGGCCACUGAUUACUGCAAUCUUCUUCCUGCUCAAGCUCGAACCUCUCUCAACAAGAUUGUGUUUACUGUUUUCACUCCUUGUCUCAUGUUUGCAAAUUUGGCCAAAACAGUCACCUUUCAAGACAUUGUUUCAUGGUGGUUCAUGCCAGUGAACAUUGGCCUUACCUUUCUAUUUGGAGGAAUUUUGGGAUGGAUAGUUGUUAAAAUAUUGAAACCCAAGCCAUAUCUUGAAGGCCUUGUCAUUGCAGCCUCUUCUUCUGGGAACUUGGGAAACCUUCUUCUCAUCAUCAUCCCUGCCAUCUGUGAUGAGGACGGUAGCCCUUUUGGCGACCGCGACACCUGUACUUCUCUCGGACUCUCUUAUGCUUCCUUUUCCAUGGCGCUAGGUGGGUUUUACCUAUGGACUUAUACUUACCAGCUAGUGAAAACCUCCUCCUUGAGAUUGAAAGCACUUGAAGUUGAAGAAGCAUCAGAGGAGAAGUUGAAAUCACCCAACCACACCUCCAAUGGGAACUUGCAAGCUCAUCUUCUGAAUAAACAAACUGGGGAACAAGACCAACUUCUUCCUGUUUCUGUCUCAUCAACCACCAACAACCUGCUGGAACAGGUUGAAUCCCAAGAAGCAGUGGGCAGCUUAGAGAAACGGGAAUCAUCCUCCAUUUGGGCUAAAACACUAGAGUUUAUGCACAGCAUUGUUGAAGAAUUGAUGGCCCCUCCAUCAUUAGGAGCUAUUGUGGGGUUCAUUUUUGGAGCGGUGACAUGGCUCAGAAAUCUCGUAGUUGGGGACAAUGCUCCCUUUAGAGUAAUCCAAGACUCUGUUCAACUACUGGGAAAUGGGACGAUUCCUUGCACCACUUUGAUAUUAGGCGGCAAUCUGAUUCAAGGGUUGCGGUCGUCAAAGGUGAAGGCAAGCACGAUCAUUGGAGUGAUUGCAGUUCGAUACUUUGCGUUGCCUGCAAUUGGAAUUUUGGUAGUGAAAGCGGCCAACGCAGUAGGGUUCUUAGCGCCGGAUCCUCUUUACCAUUUCUUGUUGAUGGUUCAAUACACCACGCCGCCGGCCAUGUCCAUUGGCACAAUGACUCAGUUGUUCGGUGUGGGUCAAGAGGAAUGCUCUGUUAUUAUGCUUUGGACCUAUUUGGCUGCUGCUCUCUCUCUCGCUCUUUGGUCUGCAGCUUUCAUGUGGAUCUUGUCAUGAUUCUUCUUCUUCUUUCAUUCUUUUUGUAAAGUCUAGUUUAUUAAUUGUUUGCCUUUGUCAACCCAUUUUACUGUAUCCAAAAAUAUAAAAGAGGAAAAUAGAUGAUAAAGAGUAGGUCAAUAGUCAUUCAGCCAUAUGGGUUAUGUUUUAUGUAUACAAAAAAUUGUUUCAGCACCAUUUUCUUCAUUCCUUGCAAAUCAACGGUGGAUGGAGCAUUAAAUAGUACUCAACUGAUUUUGAUUUUUCUCUCAAAAUACAAAAUCAAUAAUGUGUAAUUGCAUUUUCUACUUCUGAGAGUGGGGAAAAGAAAAAGGGUGUGAGUAAACGAAAACUUUGAAGAUUGAUUUCUGUAAUUGGGGUCGGGGAGAGGUUGUGUGAUUAUAGCAAUUUGUCACAUGGUAAAUUUUUCUGGUUCGUGUUUUUUCUCCAAUUGAGAAGUUUUUCACGUAAA
Messenger RNA from Benincasa hispida (wax gourd), 1982 nucleotides. RefSeq names its product protein PIN-LIKES 7-like. Gene Ontology annotation, cellular component: membrane. NCBI's taxonomy places the organism in Eukaryota, Viridiplantae, Streptophyta, Magnoliopsida, Cucurbitales, Cucurbitaceae. The record is from RefSeq and is a predicted model, not a curated record. Gene Ontology annotation, biological process: endoplasmic reticulum to cytosol auxin transport.